Messenger RNA from Bufo bufo (common toad), 3162 nucleotides. RefSeq names its product oocyte zinc finger protein XlCOF6-like. Gene Ontology annotation, molecular function: DNA-binding transcription factor activity; RNA polymerase II cis-regulatory region sequence-specific DNA binding. Gene Ontology annotation, biological process: regulation of transcription by RNA polymerase II. The transcript is spliced from 3 exons. The coding region runs from base 698 to 2869 and encodes 723 amino acids. Lineage: Eukaryota; Metazoa; Chordata; Amphibia; Anura; Bufonidae. The record is from RefSeq and is a predicted model, not a curated record.
UGUGAAGAUCUUGUGUUCAGUCUUGUUUUAUAAACUAGUAUUAUAUGUUUUAUCCUUGUAUAAUGAGAAAGGUAGAGAUGGCAGGAUUACAGCUAACUAUAGACCUUACAUGUCGUCUGGAUCUUCUCACAGUUUUCUGGUCAGUAGAGACUGCUGGUUGGAAUAAGGAACCACCUAGAUGCAUAUAUACAGGAGACCUGCAGAUAUGUUUGGGUCAGACAAUGAAACAUGGCACAUGCAGAUCCACUGUGUCUCUUGAACAGAUUUGACAUGGUUCUGCUCCAAAGUGUGUUAGAUAAGUGACCCCCUUCCCUCCACUUUAUCCCCUGUACAGGGAUCUGGACUUUGUUGCAGGGGAACCACUAGGCUGCUGCACUUGAAGUAGUUUCUGUACAAGUGACUGGUGACCCACGGGGUCAGGAAAGGCAGAAUACAUGGAGUCCGAUAAAUGGUCCGUUGUCAGGGCAAGCAGCUCAGGAUCAGAACGGAGAUCAGGCAAGGGUCAGGACAGGUCAGACAGCAAAGGGUCCAAUCUAGAAGUCAGGCAGAAGUCUGUACACAGAACAGGCAAGCAAGAUUUGCAUGAGACUAGCAUACUAGAACCUACUGAUCAGGCUCCUUUCCAUGGCUUGUAGAGAUCAGAGUGCGUGCAUGCCGGCCCUAUAAGAGCCAGAGAUAGUGUGUGCACACAUGACCUAUGGGCAGAGAAGGUCAUUAUCGGCAGGAAGCAGGCCUCAGCUUGUGUGGGAGGACAGCGUUAUUCCAGCAGCCGGGACCACUGGGAAGGGAGAGAGGGAUGUCUGUGGGACUGGACCACUGGAGCCCUAAAGCUAUGGAGCAGCUUUUAAAUCUGGGUAAAGAUCUCACCAAUAUUACGGCUGAAGAUACAUAUGUGAGGGGCGAUGAGCAGAUCAUAGAUGACAUUCCCACCGAUAACCACCCAGAUGACUGUACCAGGAGCUCAGAAAAACACGUGAUAUCAGAUUUUAGAACAGAUGAUUGUCGUGUUACAGCAGAUACACAUGAAGAGCAUGCCAUUAUCUCAGAUGUACCCUCAGCCGUUCGCAGCAAAGGUCUAUUAUCUGAUCCUUUGGAUGGAUUUCAAUCUUCUGAUUCAUCACAGACUGUUAAGCAAAAUAAAAGCCACAGAAGAAGUGUUCAUCAUCAAAGAAGUCACACAAGGGAAAAUGUUCUUUCAUGUUCAGAAUGUGGGAAAUGUUUUCAGCAGAAAUCAGAUCUUAACCAUCAGAGAAUUCACACAGGGGAGAAGCCAUUUUGUUGUUUAGAAUGUGAGAAAUCUUUCAUAAAGAAAUCAAAUCUAGUUGUACAUCACAGAAUUCGCACAGGGGAGAAGCCAUUUUCCUGUUCAGAAUGUGAUAAACAUUUUAACUCUAAAUCACAUCUUGUUAGACAUCAGAGAAUUCAUACAGGGGAGAAGCCAAUUUCUUGUUUAGAAUGUGGGAAAUCUUUCUCACAGAAAUCAUAUCUUACUAUACAUCAGAGAAUUCACACAGGGGAGAAGCUAUUUUCUUGUUUAGAAUGUGGGAAAUCUUUCUCACAGAAAUCAUAUCUUACUAUACAUCAGAGAAUUCACACAGGGGAGAAGCUAUUUUCUUGUUUAGAAUGUGGGAAAUGUUUUAGUGAUAAAUCUACUCUUGUUAGACAUCAGAGAAUUCACACAGGGGAGAAGCCAUUUUCUUGUUUAAAAUGUGGGGAAUCUUUCAUAGAUAAAUCAAAUCUAGUUGCACAUCAGAAAAUUCACACAGGGGAGAAGCCAUUUUCUUGUUUAGAAUGUGGGAAAUCUUUCUCACGCAAAUCAUAUCUUACUAUACAUCAGAGAUAUCACACAGGGGAGAAGCUAUUUUCUUGUUUAGAAUGUGGGAAAUCUUUCUCACAGAAAUCAUAUCUUACUAUACAUCAGAGAAUUCACACAGGGGAGAAGCUAUUUUCUUGUUUAGAAUGUGGGAAAUCUUUCACACGCAAAUCAUAUCUAACUGUACAUCAGAGAUAUCACACAGGGGAGAAGCUAUUUUCUUGUUUAGAAUGUGGGAAAUGUUUUAGUGAUAAAUCUACUCUUGUUAGACAUCAGAGAAUUCACACAGGGGAGAAGCCAUUUUCUUGUUUAAAAUGUGGGGAAUCUUUCAUAGAUAAAUCAAAUCUAGUUGCACAUCAGAAAAUUCACACAGGGGAGAAGCCAUUUUCUUGUUUAGAAUGUGGGAAAUCUUUCUCACGCAAAUCAUAUCUUACUAUACAUCAGAGAUAUCACACAGGGGAGAAGCUAUUUUCUUGUUUAGAAUGUGGGAAAUCUUUCUCACAGAAAUCAUAUCUUACUAUACAUCAGAGAAUUCACACAGGGGAGAAGCUAUUUUCUUGUUUAGAAUGUGGGAAAUGUUUUACUGAUAAAUCAACUCUUGUUAGACAUCAGAGAAUUCACACAGGGGAGAAGCCAUUUUCUUGUUUAGAAUGUGGGAAAUCUUUCAUAAAUAAAUCAAAUCUAGUUGCACAUCAGAGAAUUCACACAGGGGAGAAGCCUUUUUCUUGUUUAGAAUGUGGGAAAUCUUUUAUAAAUAAAUCAAUUCUAGUUGCACAUCAGAGAAUUCACACAGGGGAGAAGCUAUUUUCUUGUUUAGAAUGUGGGAAAUGUUUUACUAAUAAAUCAUCUCUUGUUAGACAUCAGAGAAUUCAUACAGAGGAGAGGCCAUUUUCAUGUUCAGAAUGUGAUAAACAUUUUAACUCUAAAUCACAUCUUGUUAGACAUCAGAGAAUUCAUACAGGGGAGAAGCCAUUUUCUUGUUUAGAAUGUGGGAAAUCUUUCCCACGGAAAUCAUAUCUUACUGUACAUCAAAGAAUUCACACUGGAAAGAAGUGAUUUUAUUGUUCAGAAUGUGAUAACUAGAGAUGAGCAAACUUUUGAAAAAUGUAUUCUGCAGCUUGGUCAAAGUUCAACAAGAAAUUUGAUUUGUUCCGAAUUAAUUUGUCACGGAUCAAUAGGUUAAAACCCCAUUUAGCCUAUCAAUCAAUGAGACCAUUUUUAACUGCCUUUGACUGAAGUGCACCCGUCUAACAGCCAUUAAACAUGGUAAUACACUCAUAUGCACAUAUGGCCUUUUGGAUAAAAAUAAAUAAAUAUCUCACCUUAUCUGUAAUGACCCGGAGUGCCAU